Molecule: messenger RNA, 2355 nt
Organism: Dermacentor andersoni
Lineage: Eukaryota; Metazoa; Arthropoda; Arachnida; Ixodida; Ixodidae
Source: RefSeq, a predicted model, not a curated record
AUGCCCUGCCCGGGUGCGAAAGGCUCGUCCUCUCGACGGUCUCGUGACCUAACAACGAAUGAUGGCGAGGAACAUGCGACUGUUUAUGAGGCGACCGCAACCUCGGACCAGGACAACAGUGUCCGGGCUCGCCGCGAGGCACCGACACAGGUCGAUUCGCGAUACCCGGGCAGUCGAACAGCCGAGAUAACGACCGAGGUUUCGAGGCCGCUGACUACGACUGCAUCGCCCUUCGUCGAUGAAAGGCACGACACCAGCUCUAUAGUUGGCCUGCGCGAUUUCGAGGUUCACCGCGUCGAUGGCAGCCAGCCGCCGUCGAGCAUCGCGUGGCGAGGCGCGACCCGUGCUACGGCGCUCCCGGACUGCGCCCAGACGGCACGGGGAGCCGUCAAAGUGCCUCCCCAGAGUCACUUCCAACCGGUUUCGACCGCAUCGAAGAAGCCUCGGCAGCUGCUUCCCGUGCUCUUCGUUGGAGCAUGCCUGGCCUGUGUUCUUACGGUAGUCAUCGUUGCCGUCGUCCUGAUGCCCGGCAGUCCCAGUCCACCGCCCAGCGUCUGCUUGUCGCAGGAAUGCUUGGAGUACGGCAAGUUGCUGAGGUCCUCCAUUGACGACUCGGUGUCACCAUGCCACAACUUCACCCGCUUCGUGUGCGGCGGCUGGCGGCGAGAGCACCGUCUGAGCGUCCGUGAAGAGCUCUACAAGCGAGCCGUGGAGCGCAUGACGCGCUUCGUCCGCACCAUCGAGGUGCCAACGAAGGGCCAGAACGGCGUGCAGCGGGCGGCAGCCGUCUACCGGAGCUGCGACGACGUGCUGCAAGGUGAGCGAAACGAACUGGCGGCCGUCAAGAGGUACCUGCUGGAAGCCGGUAUCACGUGGCCGAGCCGCAGCAGGAACAGGGACGUGGUUCACACGCUGCUCUUCAGCUCGCUGAGGCUCGGCUGGCACGUCAUACUGCGCGUGGAACCCCGCUGGGCCGACAAGGGUGACCCAACAUUACUAGUCGACCCUGGUGCCGCUUUUCAUCUCUUCAGACGGCCGCGUGAAGUUAGCGAUCUGGAGCUGUACUACAAGCAGCUCAUGGAAACAUUCGGCGGCCCCGGCGGCAACAACAUGGUGUCGUUCGAAGACGUCGUGGAGGCCGAGGACUCUUUUCGUGAUACGCUGACUGAAGCUUACAACCAUCGCACGGAGUACCAGGACUUUCCUGAAAGAGCGUUUCUGGGACUUGGCGAGAGUCGUUGGAUCGACGUUCUGAAGAGGUUGAACAUUUCCGUGGGCAAACGUUUCCAGCUGCUCACGACGGGACGGCGUUUCGUCAACGCUUUCUUCAGCCUCUGGGACAACUACGGUGAAGAAGGAGCGCACGGCUGCACGUCGUGGUGCACCGUCCAGCUGGCCGCCUUGUACGCGAACCGCCAGCUCGUCCUCAACUACCACGGUGGCAGCGUGAGGAGGGCUCAGGCUUACUAUGGCGCCUUCUGCGUCACUGCGGCGUACACGUUCUCGCGCUAUGCUCUGUUUGGAGGCUACAGAAUCGAAGUACUCCGGGGCCAGACGCGUGCCGUCGCCGAAAGCGUCACGCGAGCUGUGGGCGACAGCUUCCUGAGGCGCCUGUCCAGAUGGAAACACUUCAAGAAAAACGUUGAGGUCGUUACCAACUGGUCGUCCUUGUCCAGAGCGUUUCGGGUCUUCGAGGCCGCCCACGAUGCAACGCGGGGUCCGAUCGAUUUGGACAUGACCAAAUCAUUUCUGGAGAACUGGCGUAUGUCGACGCUCAUCCCUAGCAGUCCGGAAGACUUGAUUCUUGUUGCCGUUAUCAAUUCGCUGGAGCUGUUCGCUUUGUACGCCGUGGGUGACCGCAGGGGCUUCCAGUUGCUUCCCGUCGCGCUCUCCUUCCCGUUCUUUGACUUGGGACUGACGGCGCCCGUCAACUACGGUGGCCUUGGCGCGCACGUGGCGUGGGCCCUGGGCAUGCUCUUCCUGACGGCGUACAGCUCCGACCAAUCAGCGAAGGCCACAGUGAAGCAGCUGAAGGAUUGCGUGACCGACAAGUCGAAAUCCACGGAUUCGGACGCCGUAGUUGCCGUUGCCGCAACGGCGGACGCCCUGCUCGACGCGAUGGAGAGUGACAGCGACGCGGCAAACCGACUGUCCAUCUCGCAACUCGAGAGCUUCUCGGCGACGCAGCUAUUCUUCGUGUCACUUUGCUUUGCGCACUGCGAAGGACGCGAUUCUGCCGGAAACUGGGCCGGCAUCUGCGACCAGUCGCUGAGGCACGUCCGGAGCUUCGCUCACGCCUUCGGCUGCGCUCCUGCGUCGCCUAUGAACCCUGGGCAGCGAUGUGAUGUGCCUUAG